AAUGGCGGGUACCGAACCGGAGAAUAAGUCUUAUGUAGACUUACGAGAAAAGCUUAACAAGAAUUCAUCUACCAACAAAAAGCAGUUCUGGGAGAAUAGAAAGCGGAAACGUGACCAAAAUGUUGUUUCACAUCGCCAAUAUCCAACGCAUGACAGAGAAAUUGAACUGCAGAAAGUUCAUCAAGGAAUUCGUCAGCGAAUUUUAUUCGAUAAAGAGGAAUGCGACAAAAUUGAACAAAAAAUCGACGAAAUAGUUCAUUGUGCAGAUGAGGGAAAUUAUAAAAGCAGAACAGUUGAUAGAGCACCAUUACGCGUUAAAUAUUUCUUCGGAGAGGGCUACACGUACGGGAAACAGCUCACAGAGCGAGGACCCGGACAGGAGAGACUUUUUCCUCGGGGAGAAGUCGAUGAAAUUCCGCAGUGGAUUUAUGAUUUGGUUGUAUUGCGGCUGGAGAAGGCUGGAAUCGUGCCUAAAGGCUUUGUGAACAGUGCUGUGAUUAACGACUAUCAACCCGGAGGUUGCAUAGUUUCGCACAUCGAUCCACCACACAUCUUUGACCGUCCAAUUGUUUCGUGUUCGUUUUUCAGCGAAUCCUCGCUCAGUUUUGGCUGCAAAUUCAGUUUCAAACCUAUUCGCACAUCAACGCCAGUCUUAACACUUCCACUACCUCGAGGCUGCGUGACAACUUUAAGCGGUUAUGCAGCCGAUGACAUCACACAUUGUAUCAGACCUCAAGAUGUGAAAGCAAGAAGAGCUGUGAUCAUUGUAAGGAGAGUAUAUCCAGAUGCACCAAGACUUGAACCAUUAAUUAAUGGCAGCAAGGAUCAAGAUGGGGAAAGUAACAGAGACAGUGAUGAUGAUGAAGAUGAAGAAAAUGAUGAAGAGCCCCCAUCACCCAAGAAGAAACGUGUGGUGUUGAAAAGGAACUUUAAACGUCCCAGCCAAGAAGCUAAGAAUACCUCUGAUCAGUAAGGAGACUGAUAAUUUGAUCAAGUGAUGACAGUCCAGCAGAGGAUAUAAUAUUGGUGCAAGACAUCAGAAAUAGCUUCAGUGAAGGUUCAGUUGGACAAACAUCAUUCUGGCUGGGGCCAGAGCUCAGUCCUUCCCAUGGAUCUAAGACAGGCUUGUGUAGUUUAACCUUAUAUAUGUUGUGACUUGCUGUUCAAGUCACAAAUGAUAGUUGCAGUCUAUAGGUUAGAUCUGUGUUGUGGCUUUUUUUGUGCCAGUCAUGUUUAAUUCAAAUUUUUCUCAUUCUGUUAUGUAGACAUUGCCUCUAUUGUAUAGUUUUUAGUCAAGAUCUUUUAAAUUGCUUUCAAUCUGUCAAGCUUCCUGACCUGUCAGUAGUGUGCAAAUGUAUUGGUCAAUUUUGAAACUUGUCAUUUGCUCAUUAUAUUGGUGACUGUUUAUCUUGAAAAGCAACUGGCCUUUAAAGUGACCAAAAUGAUUUCAAUUUCUUAGUUCCAUCCUAUGGUUUGUGAAAAGUAAUACUUGAUUAUUUGGAAUGCCAAUGUGAUCCUUUCUGCAAUUUGAAUUUCUUUGGACAGAUACUGACGAUUUUUUUACAACCCUAGUAAUGCUGAAUAAUGAGGGCAGAAUUGGGGAUUUCAGCUCUCAGGAAGUCAAGGUGUUCAAAAUUCCAUAGACAUAAAUCCCUGUCAAAUCUGUAUGAGUACUGAUUUUAUCUGCCCUGUUCUAUACUGCCUUUUACAACAUAGACCCAAAAUCUUUUCCAUUCUUCUCAAAAUGUUUUCCACCAGAAACACUGACAAACUCAGUGAGGUUUGCUUAAGGAGAACAAAACUAUCUCCUUUCAUUGGAGGGGUUGGUGAAAAGGUCAUUUUUGGCAUAAGCAGUUUUUGUUCAGAUGCUGGCAAUAAAAGAUUUGAUCAUAAAAUGAUUUUUAAACCAUAGAAUGGAACUAAAGACAUGAAAAAAAACCCAAAUAAGUGGUACUUCAAUCACCAUGUUGAUUAUUGGUCGAAAAAAAAAACACUAUGGAAGUUAUAGUACUGUACAUAUACAUUGCCAUAUGUCAGCCUUCCUUCCCAAGUUAUUUAGGCACUGUAUAUUGUAUAUACAAAGAUUUACCCAAAGGUGUAUGUAUCAUGAAGGUAGCAUGUACUUCCAAAGAAGUUGGUUUACAAAGCAAUUGCCAGUUGGGACAGUCUGAAGGAAGGUGUUUUUGUUAAUGAUGUGUUCCUUGUACUUUAUCCUUUCAAUUCAUGUUCUCUUAGUUUUAAGCUACAACCUGUUUUGCAGCAUUUGCAAGAAUUUCAAUUUAUGAUAUACUUUUAUCAAGCAACCUUUAGAUUUGCCAAAAAAAGUACAAGGGGAAAUGGAAACCUUCAUUUCGUUGGGUGCUAUAUAUAAAGAUGUACUCCACUAGUUAGUUUCAGAAUCACAUUUGAAUCAUUUUUUUGGUAAAUUGUUUGCACAAUUGACCAUUUUGUGGUUUAACAUUGGAACAGAACUCUAUGGUAAUGAAUUAAAGUGUAGUUUGAUCAGAAGCUGUGUAAAAUAUGUCAAAGAAUGCAGUCAAUAUUCUAUUUUGGGACAACUUUUGAUUUACAUGCAACAGAAUGUUGUUUUCAGUGAAAAUGGAAAUCAAAUCAUACAUGCUUGCUUUCUGAACCAAAGUAAAUAAGAAACAUGACAGUUUCUUUUGACAAGUAGCAGCUUUGUUUUGUCAAACUAGAACUGUUAAUUUCUGAAUGCAUUGUUAAUUUUUAUUUAAUUAAAAACCUUUAUGCUGUACAAGGUUUCCUAAGCAGACAAGACACAUUUGUUGUGGGGCAGUUGGUUCUCGGGAAUUUUUUUGUAUUUGGCCUGUACUAGAUAAUUUCAAAUUGUGUACUAGGCAGUUUAAGGUUAUGCAUGGUUCUGUGGCAAUUCAAAUGAACUCGAUGUAUUACUAAAGAACAUAUCUUUAUAGGGAGACUCUUACAAUAUGUCCAUGAGUGAAGAAAAUGAGGCCAUUUAAUUGAAAACUUCUGAUUAAUAUAUUCCUUUAGCACCCUAACAUCAGUAUGCAUCUUCUCCAAAUUGUUCUCUCUACAUUUCUUAAGGUGCUGACAAGGAGAAUUUGUUUAACAAUCAAGAGUUUCUUUAGUUGGUGAUCAUGUCCUUAAUUCUCAUGACCUUAAUGUGUGUGAUGCAGGGGUGUUAUUGAAAGGAGAAAUAAGAUUCUAGUCUCUCCAAGGGGUUGGAGGGUUAACUCCCCUAAGUGACUAAGAUGGAAUUUCUCCUUACAAUAUCAAUUCACUAUGAAGCAGACAAGUAUGAGAAUAAAAAAAAAAUAAUAAUUAGGGCAUUAUUAGUUGAUCCAUUACCAAAUUAUUGGAACUAACAUGAGAAUUGUUUGCCGGACAGGAAGGGGAAUUGUAAUGAGGUCUUGGGUGUUAAAGGGUUAAAAAUCUUCCUGUUAGAUUUUUUCCUGAAUACUUUUUAAACUUUGCUAUUAUGUGACAUAGGGGGGUAAAUUUGACUGUAAAUAGAUUGUUUGUGUUUUGCCUGGAGCAACUCGUUCAGGGAUAAAAAGGCUGUGUGUACACCCGCUAGUAUGAGUAAUUAGUAUUGUGAAGACAAAUUAUUUACGUGACCAUAUUCUACGCUGUAAAUAUUCACAAUGUAUACCUGCAAUACAUGAAUAAGAAAAUGUUUA
Pocillopora verrucosa is the source of this 3662-nucleotide messenger RNA. Its product is annotated as RNA demethylase ALKBH5. Gene Ontology annotation, cellular component: nucleus. The record is from RefSeq and is a predicted model, not a curated record. Lineage: Eukaryota; Metazoa; Cnidaria; Anthozoa; Scleractinia; Pocilloporidae. Gene Ontology annotation, biological process: mRNA processing; mRNA export from nucleus. Gene Ontology annotation, molecular function: oxidative RNA demethylase activity.